UUUUUGCUGCGUCAGCAGGUUCUCCAUCUGUAUCGUGACAUCCUGCGGAGUCUGCGCCAGGUCAACGACCCCGAUCACAAGAAGUACCUCGUGGACUGGGCUCGCCAGGAGUUCAAGCAGAACAAGGCAGAAACUGAUGAGGAAGUGAUUCGAAUGAUGCUCUCACGUGGACGUCUUCAGUACAAAGAGCUGCAGAAGACCCUGUCCCUUGUCAAGUGAAGCUAGAACCACAUUCAGAACUGUAGUCAUUCCAGUUAGACCUUAUUGUGUGUGUGUGUGAAGAAGAAACAACAACAUGGCUCCCCCAAAGCAGCGUAAGGUUGCCGUCAUGGGCUUCCGUGCCGUCGGCAAGUCUUCCCUGACCAUCCAGUUUGUCGAGGGGCAAUUCGUGGACUCUUACGACCCCACCAUAGAGAACACGUUCAACAAGACAAUAAAGGUCCGCGGACAGGAGUUUAACCUCCAGUUGGUGGAUACAGCCGGACAGGACGAGUACUCGAUCUUUCCGCAGGCCUACACCAUGGACGUGCAUGGUUACGUCCUGGUCUACUCCGUCACCUCGCGCAAGAGCUACGAGGUGGUCCAGGUCAUACGCGACAAGCUUCUGGACUUGACCGGCGCGCAGAACGUCCCGAUCGUGCUCGUCGGGAACAAGACAGACUUGCACAUGGAGAGGGUGAUCCCACAGGAGGAGGGGAAGGGGCUCGCCGACCAGUGGAAGUGUCCGUUCGCCGAGUCGUCCGCGAAGGAGAAGGAAAGCGUGAACUCCGUGUUCCAGCAGCUGAUCAUGGAGAUCGAGAGGCAAAAUGGCGGCGGACAGCAGAAGGAAGACUGCACUAUUCUGUAGGGGGGCAGGGUCUUAGAAACACUAUCACCACCCUCCACCCCUUUCCCAGUUCGGUAUGGUUAAGUCUAUGCCAUCAAAAUGGAAAAAUAUGUACCAAAUUUGAUGGCUUACAUGUAGGGCAAAAGACUGCACUAUUCUGUAGGGGGGUCAGGGUGUUGUACAUCUUGACGAGAAACAUUGACCUCCCCCCCUGUUUGGUAUGGUUAAGUCCAUGCCAUCAAAAUGGACAGAUAUGUAGAAACAUGCUCACCAAAUUGGACGGCUUACAUGUAGGGCAAAACUUGUGUCCGAAGAAACCAGGGUUGCCAGUAUGCUUAACAAAGACAUUUUUGUGAACCUAACCAUAGCUUUGUCGCCUGUAGAUAAGUGUAUAGGCAAGAUACAUGUUAUUUUUGCUUCCUAUGGCAGAGAAAAUGUGCUGAAAUACGGUAGCUAUAGUGAUCAAGCUUACACUACAUGUUUUAUUGUGCUAGUAGCAGGGCAUGGCUUUACCAAUAGAGAAGUCGGUGCUCGAAAUACUUUUUUCAGCCAGGUUGCCCAGGCGGCAACCUGAGUCAAAAGCCAGGUUGCGCCAUCAACAUUUCAGGUUGCCCCUCUUCCAAGUCAUUAUUUCUUCAACCAAAUCAGCCACUUAUCCAUUAUCUUUCCUUCCAAGUAACUACUUAUGUUUUAUCUUAUCAAGAAAUAAAUACAAAAGCUCAUGU
This is a messenger RNA of Branchiostoma floridae (Florida lancelet), 1551 nucleotides long. Its product is annotated as GTP-binding protein Rheb-like. NCBI's taxonomy places the organism in Eukaryota, Metazoa, Chordata, Leptocardii, Amphioxiformes, Branchiostomatidae. Gene Ontology annotation, biological process: small GTPase-mediated signal transduction. The record is from RefSeq and is a predicted model, not a curated record. The coding region runs from base 296 to 847 and encodes 183 amino acids. Gene Ontology annotation, molecular function: GDP binding; GTPase activity; GTP binding. The transcript is spliced from 2 exons. Gene Ontology annotation, cellular component: plasma membrane.